Molecule: messenger RNA, 741 nt
Organism: Cylindrotheca closterium
Lineage: Eukaryota; Bacillariophyta; Bacillariophyceae; Bacillariales; Bacillariaceae
Source: the annotation of a GenBank genome assembly
AUGAGCGACAAAGCAAACCAGCAUCCCCUUGAUGACUUCUCCUUUGACUUAUCCUGCGUUGAUAAUCACCCCAACACAGAGCUACCACCCAUUAUCGAAGGGCAUUCCACUCAAUCCCACAUCACCGAGGAACAAAAUGAGAACAAUGCGAUCCCCACCAAGCUCAAGCUCAUUGAAAAGAUGAUCAAGAGCAAAAGGGGCAUGAGCAAGAAAACGGUGCAUAGCAAGAGCAAGAAACCGAGUAAAACGCGUCUUGUUGAGAAGCCUAAAAAGACUCAGCAGGACAGAGCGAAGAAAAUUCAGCACAGUAAGAUCAAGACAACUAAGCGCAAGGAGAAGACCGACGAGGAAAAAAGAGAGGACAUUCGAAAGAAGAUGAAGGACCAGUCUGGCCCAGUUUGUGUUCUGCGUCCAGAAAUGGAUAUUGUUUGCGAGAGGGGUGACUUCGGUAACGAAAACCCCUGCAACAAGGUUCUCGUCUUGAAGAUCAAGAGUGCUCUGCCCGAAUACAACAGUGCCAGCCCGAGGAAGGGAAGGGGUGCAAUGUUCACUGAUUUCUUUACUGAAGUAAAAGCUAGAGGUGGAAGAUUCCUCGCGAGGAUCGAUAAAACAAAGCAAGAAUGGAGGGAAAUAAAGGAUAAAGCUGGAAGGGAGAAGAUUUCACAUCUGUUUAGGGACGAAGCGAGGAAGGCAAGGAAGGCCGAAACCUUCUUUGCUGCCCUUGAGAUGGUUGCGAUUUGA